Messenger RNA from Spodoptera frugiperda (fall armyworm), 1823 nucleotides. Its product is annotated as para-nitrobenzyl esterase-like. The transcript is spliced from 3 exons. Bases 1 to 1785 code for a protein of 594 amino acids. Lineage: Eukaryota; Metazoa; Arthropoda; Insecta; Lepidoptera; Noctuidae. The record is from RefSeq and is a predicted model, not a curated record.
AUGUGGAAGUUGGUGCUGCCAUUAUUUUGCUGUUUAGCAAAUGUCCUAGGUAAGGACUCGCGCGUUGUAAAUACAGCGCAAGGACCAGUGCGCGGCCGCCUGCUCCCCGGUGGGGGGGUCUACGGAUUCUAUAACAUUCCUUACGCAUCUGCCCCUACAGGGGCGGAUAGAUAUAAGGCACCCCGUCCUCCACCAACAUGGGUAACAAUAUUUGAAGCUGAAGAUCGCAAGAUUAUAUGUCCGCACCGACGAUCUGGUGACCCUAUGAAUGCCCUGGAAGACUGUCUUGUAGUCAACGUGUUUGUUCCUGAUACAGCAGACACUAACUUACCUGUACAUGUCUUCAUUCACGAUGGAGCUUACCAAUUUGGUUUUGGUUUACAGAAAACUUUUACAGAAUUAGUAAAAAGGCAAAACAUUAUUUCAGUAUCCUUUAACUACAGAUUAGGAGUUCAUGGCUUCCUAUGUCUUGGCACUGAAGCUGCUCCUGGCAAUGCGGGGCUGAAGGAUAUGGUGGCACUCCUGCGUUGGGUAAACACCAACAUUGCUAGUUUCGGGGGUAAUCCUGAUGAUGUGACUUUAUCUUCCUGUAGUGCUGGAUCUGGUUCCUUGGAUUUCCUUACUGUUUCGAGCCUUACCGACGGACUUUUUAAGAAAGUAAUACAGGAGAGCGGUACUGUCAUUGGUGCUGUCGGGGCACAAGUCGAUCCUGUUCAGAAUGCUAGGAACUACGCCGCGGUACUAAACUUUGACAAUGUCAACGAUUUGGACAGUUUAGAAGAAUUCUACAAGAGUGUUUCCAUUGAGCAACUAAUUUCACGAACUGAUGCUAUAAUAAAUAAUGAAGGCGUUACUGCAAGAUUUGGACCAUGUGUAGAACGGGACUUUGGACAAGAAAUAUUUAUAUCAGAAUCUCCUAUGAAUAUAUUAUCACGAGGGAACUAUACGAAGGUGCCUCGGAUGUAUGGGUUCACUACCAUGGAUGGUUCAGUUAGAUUGAGUGUUUUCGACACUUGGAGAGAAAUGAUGAACGAAAAGUUUUCAGAUUUUUUGCCAUCAGAAUUACACUUUGAUAAUGAAGAAAUUAAAGAGCAAGUUGCCCAGAGGGUGAAACAAUUUUAUUUCGCAGAUAGUCCCGUGGGUGACCAUAAUAUUGUGUCUUACCUUAAUUAUAACACUGAUGUAUUAUUUGCAUAUCCAAUGUUAAGAACCCUUUCCACUCGUGUGGGUGCUCUCGGAGAUCCGAUAUAUUUGUUUGAAUACUCUUUUGUGGAUGAAAAUUCUCCAGUUUUACCUCAAACUGAUGAAAAUGGUGCGAGACAUUGUUCUCAAGAAAGAAUAGUCGCGGAUGGAGAUGUUACUGCUGCUACAGACGAAUAUAGGCGAAUGCAAGAAAUUAUGAGAGUUUAUUGGAUGAACUUCAUUGCUAAUGGAUACCCAUCAUCUAACGAUCCAAGUUUGCCGACGUGGACACCUGCGAAUGCUCAAAGAGCUCCUCACAUGUCCUUGGGUCGAAAUAUAGAGCUGAGGAAUGCCAGUCCUAUUGCGGAGAGAGCCGCUUUCUGGGAUGAAAUCUUCGAUGAAUAUUUCCGAGGGCCUAUUAUAGACACAGAUUCCAUUCCUUCUACUUCUACCUCUGCUUCUACUUCUUCUUCUACUUCCACUUCUACUGAUACGCCUACUACUACUCCUGCUCCUACUCCCAGCGCCGCCUCUUCUUUAGUUAUAUCAAACUUCAUUUUCGUAUCUUUAUUGUUAUCUUUUUAUUUUACUUUGUACUUGUAGUGAGUUAAGUUUUACUAAAUAAAUAUCUAUUUUUAUAU